Trametes versicolor FP-101664 SS1 is the source of this 606-nucleotide messenger RNA. RefSeq lists its product as uncharacterized. The transcript is spliced from 3 exons. Lineage: Eukaryota; Fungi; Basidiomycota; Agaricomycetes; Polyporales; Polyporaceae. The record is from RefSeq and is a predicted model, not a curated record. Bases 135 to 332 code for a protein of 65 amino acids.
CAACCGUUCUGUGUUAUCUUGUGGCGACGUCACACGGUAGACUUGGCGGAUGCAACGCUCUGCGGAGCCGUUUGUAGGUACUAUUUUCACCCCAUGGACACCUCCGAAGGGGCGUAUCACAUAAAGUGAGUAACAUGAUUUUUUCUACAUCGCAGAAGAACAUUAUGCAACCGUGGGCAAAACCGGAUCCGCCCGAUUCUCCCUGGAUGCGGCGUCUUCGCAGGAGGCAUCCGAAGAACCAGACCGCCAGUGACAAGUCGUAUAGGCGGUCCAUGGGUCGAACCCGUUAUGUGUAUGAGCUUAUAGCGAUGGAUUUGAUGUUCGCCGGCUAGCUUCUCAGCGCUACCGGAUCAACACUAUCCUCCUGCCUCCGGUGAGUCGCAACCAAUUCGCAAGGUACCUCGACCGGCUUGCCACAUUCCUGCACACCGCGCGCCACAUAGCGGAGAGCCGCGUUGCCUCCCCUUGGCAUGAAUUCUAUCACGACGCGAUGUCCUGCACAGAUGGGCUUGUAGCGGAAGUCGGCGCCCCUAUGUCUAUGUGCCCCGAGAUAAACGGGUCAGUCCGGCACCAAGCAUGAUGUGCUGAAGCCGCCAUGUACACCAC